Molecule: messenger RNA, 2057 nt
Organism: Musa acuminata AAA Group (dessert banana)
Lineage: Eukaryota; Viridiplantae; Streptophyta; Magnoliopsida; Zingiberales; Musaceae
Product: pto-interacting protein 1
Exons: 8
Coding region: 759-1847 (362 amino acids)
Biological process (GO): protein phosphorylation
Molecular function (GO): protein kinase activity; ATP binding
Source: RefSeq, a predicted model, not a curated record
GAUUCUGAUUCUUUAAGAUUCUUAGAGUUUUUAGUUUUAAAAUGUUGUCUAACUUAUUGUCCUUCAUUCAACUAUUUGUCUAAAAUUUGUAUCACUUACAUUUCCUGUCGAGAAAGCUUUGGCUACAGGUUUUUUAUUUCGUGGAUUUUCCCUUUAACAUACAUGCAUAAUCAGACUAUCAUUUUAUUAGGUUCAGAGAAAAUUUCUUUACCUCCACAUUAUUUUUCAAGUAUUAUUAUUAAAUAAACCGUAGUAGCUAGACAUAAUAAAAGAUUGAAAUGAGCAUGAGAUGAUGCUGACAAUCAGGUUGUUACCAUUAAUUUACAUCUCAUAGUAGCCGAAAAAACAUAUAAGACCACAUUUUUCUUGGGGGUAUGGAGUCAGUUCAUGUAAGCAUGUUGUGAUCUUCAUAGAAAAUUAAGGUAGCAAUAUAAUGGGGGUUUAAGGAAAAUAAAUACUGAGCUGAGUUGACACAGAAUUUACUGUAAGAUUACUGCAGGUUAUCAAUAAACAAGCAAGUAUGUGCUUUCCACUUUUUUUUUUGUGCAUUAUCCAUAAACAUGUAUUUUGUGAUACAACCAUUUUGGAUAUCAUUUCAAUCUCCUUUUAGUUGUUUAGGCUAUUAUGUGGCUGGGACAUAGCUGGCUUGGAAUCUCAAUAACUUUGAUGUCACUGGAGCUUGAAAGAAACAGUUUAAAUGUUUUUUAAAGUAACAAGUCCAUUUGGAUUGGUUGAAGUGCAUUAGGGCAAAAAGAAUAAUGUCUUGCUUUGGGUGCUGUGAAGAGGAUGAUAUUCAUCGAACUACUGCCAGUGGUGGUCCCUAUGUGACAAGCAAUUCAACAGGAAACGAUGGAGCAUUUCAUGCUGCAAACCCUCCUUCUAAAGGUGCUCAAACUGUUAAACCUCAGCCUAUCGCAGUCCCAGCAAUUCCCGUAGAGGAAAUAAAGGAAGUCACAAAGAAUUUUGGGGAUGAAGCUUUAAUUGGGGAGGGUUCAUUUGGCAGAGUGUAUUUUGGUAUUCUUAAAAAUGGCAGAAGCACAGCUAUAAAGAAGUUGGACUCAAGCAAGCAGCCAGACCAAGAAUUUUUAGCACAGGUUUCCAUGGUGUCAAGGCUGAAGCAUGAGCAUGUUGUAGAGUUGGUUGGUUACUGUAUCGAAGGAAAUCUCCGCCUACUAGCAUAUGAGUUCGCUACCAUGGGAUCUCUUCAUGACAUUCUUCAUGGGAGAAAAGGAGUUAAAGGAGCACAACCAGGUCCAGUGUUGUCAUGGCAACAGAGAGUCAAGAUUGCUGUAGGAGCAGCAAAAGGACUUGAAUACCUUCAUGAGAAAGCUCAACCUCAUAUUAUUCAUCGUGACAUAAAGUCCAGCAAUGUUCUACUCUUUGAUGAUGAUGUUGCAAAGAUAGCAGACUUUGACCUAUCAAAUCAAGCUCCUGACAUGGCUGCUCGUCUUCAUUCUACUAGAGUUCUGGGGACAUUUGGUUAUCAUGCACCAGAGUAUGCGAUGACCGGUCAACUUAGCUCCAAGAGUGAUGUAUACAGCUUUGGUGUUGUCUUAUUGGAGCUCUUGACUGGCCGCAAACCUGUGGAUCAUACAUUACCAAGAGGACAACAAAGUCUUGUGACUUGGGCAACACCCAGACUCAGUGAAGACAAGGUAAGGCAAUGUAUUGACUCAAGACUAGGCGGAGAUUUUCCUCCCAAAGCAGUUGCAAAGUUUGCUGCGGUGGCUGCCUUGUGUGUGCAAUAUGAAGCCGAUUUCCGCCCGAACAUGAGUAUCGUAGUCAAGGCGCUACAACCCCUGCUGAACACUCGGUCUGGCCACCCUGGCGAAGCCCUGGGAUCAUGAAACCUCUUUCACGGGGCUUGUCCUGUGUCACUUUGAUGCAGUGCUGACCUGUAGAUUACAUGCCCUUGUAUCGGAUGAAUCAAAUUAUUUUGGAACCUAAAUUAUGUUAUGAAUUCCCUUUUGUAAUUAGAGAGAUUUGUCAAUGUCAGCUUGUGGUUUGUCUCCAAAAUUUCCACUUGGAACAAUCAGUGAUACAUUCUUCUACGAUUA